This is a messenger RNA of Talaromyces rugulosus, 1386 nucleotides long. RefSeq names its product translation elongation factor EF-1 alpha. Gene Ontology annotation, molecular function: GTP binding; translation elongation factor activity; GTPase activity. The record is from RefSeq and is a predicted model, not a curated record. The transcript has 8 exons. Gene Ontology annotation, biological process: translational elongation; translation. Lineage: Eukaryota; Fungi; Ascomycota; Eurotiomycetes; Eurotiales; Trichocomaceae. The coding region runs from base 1 to 1386 and encodes 461 amino acids.
AUGGGUAAGGACGAGCGCACUCACAUCAACAUCGUCGUCAUUGGACACGUCGACUCCGGCAAGUCCACUACCACCGGUCACUUGAUCUACAAGUGCGGUGGUAUUGACGCUCGUACCAUUGAAAAGUUCGAGAAGGAGGCCAACGAGCUCGGAAAGGGUUCUUUCAAGUAUGCCUGGGUUUUGGACAAACUUAAGGCUGAGCGUGAGCGUGGUAUCACCAUCGAUAUUGCCCUCUGGAUCCAGACCGCCAAGUACGAGGUCACCGUCAUUGACGCCCCCGGUCACCGUGAUUUCAUCAAGAACAUGAUCACUGGUACCUCCCAGGCCGAUUGCGCUAUCCUCAUCAUUGCCUCCGGUACUGGUGAAUUCGAAGCCGGUAUCUCCAAGGACGGCCAGACCCGUGAACACGCCCUUCUGGCCUUCACCCUCGGUGUCCGUCAGCUCAUUGUUGCCCUCAACAAGAUGGACACCUGCAAGUGGUCCCAGGACCGUUACAACGAAAUUGUCAAGGAGACUUCCAACUUCAUCAAGAAGGUCGGAUACGUCCCCAAGACUGUUCCUUUCGUUCCUAUCUCCGGUUUCAACGGUGACAACAUGCUUGAAGCCUCCCCCAACUGCCCCUGGUACAAGGGCUGGGAGAAGGAGAUCAAGGGUGGCACCAAGGUCACUGGAAAGACCCUCCUCGAGGCCAUUGACGCCAUUGAGGCCCCUGUCCGUCCCGCCAACAAGCCCCUCCGUCUUCCCCUCCAGGAUGUCUACAAGAUCGGUGGUAUUGGAACAGUGCCCGUCGGUCGUGUCGAGACUGGUACCAUCUCUCCCGGCAUGCUCGUUACCUUCGCUCCUGCCAACGUGACCACUGAAGUCAAGUCUGUUGAGAUGCACCACCAGCAGCUCACUGCCGGCCAGCCCGGUGACAACGUCGGUUUCAACGUCAAGAACGUCUCCGUCAAGGAGAUCCGUCGUGGAAACGUCGCUGGUGACAGCAAGAACGACCCCCCUGCCGGCGCUGACUCCUUCAACGCCCAGGUCAUCAUGCUUAACCACCCCGGCCAGGUCGCCGCUGGAUACGCUCCAGUUCUUGACUGCCACACUGCCCACAUUGCUUGCAAGUUCUCUGAGCUCCUCGAGAAGAUUGAUCGCCGUACCGGAAAGUCUGUUGAGGACAGCCCCAAGUUCAUCAAGUCUGGUGACGCUGCCAUCGUCAAGAUGAUCCCCUCCAAGCCCAUGUGUGUUGAGGCUUUCACCGACUACCCCCCUCUGGGUCGUUUCGCCGUUCGCGAUAUGCGCCAGACCGUUGCGGUUGGAGUUAUCAAGUCCGUUGAGAAGAACAAGGGUGGUUCUGGAAAGGUCACCAAGGCUGCCCAGAAGGUUGCUGGAAAGAAGUAG